Messenger RNA from Durio zibethinus, 985 nucleotides. RefSeq names its product protein TORNADO 2-like. Gene Ontology annotation, biological process: auxin-activated signaling pathway. Gene Ontology annotation, cellular component: membrane. The record is from RefSeq and is a predicted model, not a curated record. Lineage: Eukaryota; Viridiplantae; Streptophyta; Magnoliopsida; Malvales; Malvaceae.
UUAAGCUAUUCCAUUUCCUUUACACCAUUAGCAUUAGAUCUCAGACAACAAACCAUCCUCAGGAAGAUCUUCUCAUAAUCCUGUCACCGAGAUGGCAGCAAAUAGUACCGUCAUUGGUACCAUCAACUUCAUCACCUUGCUUCUCUCGAUUCCAAUCAUUGGUAAUGGAAUCUGGCUCGCAAACGAACCAGACAAUUCUUGCGUGAAGAUUCUGCAGUGGCCUCUUAUAAUUCUAGGAAUAUUAAUGUUGGUUGUGGCUCUAUUAGGCUUCGUAGGAGGGUGUUGGCGCAUCACCUGGCUCCUCAUCCUUUACCUUGCUGCAAUGUUCAUCCUUAUGGUACUGUUUGCAUGUUUGGUUGUCUUAAUUUAUUUGAUCACCAACAAGGGUUCGGGGCACCCAGCGCCAGGUCGCACAUACGUGGAACAUGACUUUGAUGAUUUUUCUGGUUGGCUACGUCGAAAGGUCGUGAGUCCUAAUAAGUGGGACCGGAUAAGAGCCUGCCUUAACUCCACGGAUAUGUGUUCUGAGUUAAACCAGAGAUAUCGCAUAGCUCAGGAUUUCUUCAAUUCUCGGUUAACCUCUAUACAGUAUGGGUGCUGCAUGCCCCCAGCUGAAUGUGGGUACACUUACAUAAAUCCAACAUAUUGGCUUACUCCCAACAACACAGCAGCGAGUAUGGAUUGCUUGCAGUGGAGCAAUGAUCAGAUGCAACUUUGCUUCCAUCGCGAUUCAUGCAAAGCGGGAUUACUUGCCAAUUUGACCAAAGAAUGGAGAAGAGUAGACAUAAUACUGUUCAUUACUCUUGUUGUUUUGAUAUGGGUAUAUUUGGUGGGAUUUUGUUGUGCCCUUGGGAAAUCUAAAACUGGAGAUACACCUCCCAGACGCAAGAAACAAAAUACAUAAAACCUUUCUUCAUGUAGUUAGUACUCACUAGUUAUGAGAUUGUUCUUUUUACUUUUUUUAUUUUUUUUUACAAUGUCAAGA